This is a messenger RNA of Pezoporus occidentalis (night parrot), 2841 nucleotides long. RefSeq names its product zinc finger protein 865 (gene ZNF865). Gene Ontology annotation, molecular function: RNA polymerase II cis-regulatory region sequence-specific DNA binding; DNA-binding transcription factor activity, RNA polymerase II-specific. The record is from RefSeq and is a predicted model, not a curated record. Lineage: Eukaryota; Metazoa; Chordata; Aves; Psittaciformes; Psittacidae. The transcript has 3 exons. The coding region runs from base 28 to 2841 and encodes 937 amino acids. Gene Ontology annotation, biological process: regulation of transcription by RNA polymerase II. Gene Ontology annotation, cellular component: nucleus.
CCCACCCCCCACCCCCCCAUAGGGGAGAUGGAAGCCUCCGGCAGCGACGACAGCGUCCACUUCCCCAGUUAUCCCUUCGACUUCCUGGAGUUCCUCAACCACCAGCGCUUCGAGCCCAUGGAGCCCUAUGGCCACGAGCACCCCAAAGCCCUGCCGGGGCUCCCCUGCGCUCAGCCCCCCUUUGAGUACAACCCCCCCUCCGGCACCGUCCCCCCCCCCAAGCCUAAGGUGGAAGGUGCCGCUUCCUCCUCCUCCUCCUCCUCCUCCUCCUCUUCCUCCCAGCCUAAGAAAGCAGAGGGGAGCGGGGGGGUCCAACCCCCAGCCCCCCCAUACCCCCCCCCUCCCGUCUCCGUGCCCCCCCAACCCCUCUUUGAGGCCACCAGCGCCUUCAACACCCCGCAAUGGGGCAUCGUGGACCUGUCCGGCCACCACCAGCACCUCUUUGGGGGGCUGAAACGAGGGGCCACGGUGGCCACGGCGGCACCGGGGAACCCCCCCCAGCUGGCCGGCGCCCCCCCGGAGGUGGGGGCCAAGGAGGAGAAGGGCUAUUUCCGCCGCCUCAAGUACCUGAUGGAGCGGCGCUUCCCCUGCGGCGUGUGCCAGAAGGCCUUCAAGCAGUCGUCGCACUUGGUGCAGCACAUGCUGGUGCACAGCGGUGAGCGGCCCUACGAGUGCGGCACCUGCGGCCGUGCCUACAACCACGUCUCCAGCCUCAUCCGCCACCGGCGCUGCCAUAAGGAGCCCGGCGAGGCCGGCGCCGGAGCCAACGGGGGGGUGGCUGCCGCGUCCGGGCUCAACGUGGCGCCCAAUGGGGUCAACGUGGUGCCCAGUGGGGUCAACGCGGCGCCCAAUGGAGUCAACGCCUUGGUGGUCGGCGUCAGCGCGGCGCCCCAUGGGGUCAGCGUGGCACCCAGUGGGGUCAACCCGUUGAGUGGAGUCAACGCGACCGCCACGAGAGUCAACCCAUUGGCGAGCGGGGUUCACGUAGCACCCAGUGGGGUCACCGUGGCACCCAAUGGAGUCACCGUAGCGCCCGCGGGGGCCAACCCAAGCGCCCCCCGCCUCAACCCGUUACCGAGCGGCGUCGCCCUGGCGCCGAGCGGCCUCAUCCCGGCUCCCGCUGGCCUCCUGCUGGCUCCGGGCGCGCUCCUGCCGGCUCCCGUCGGCGGCGUGGCGGUGGCUGCGAGCGCCGCGGCCUCGGAGGGCCCCUUCACGUGCCCCUUGUGCUGGAAGGUGUUCAAGAAGCCCAGCCACCUUCACCAGCACCAGAUCAUCCACACGGGCGAGAAGCCCUUCACCUGCUCCGUGUGCUCCAAGAGCUUCAACCGGCGCGAGAGCCUCACGCGCCACGUCAAGACCCACUCGGGGCUCCUCCGCGUGCCCUGCGGCGCCUGCGGCAAGGAGUUCCGCGACCCGGCCUACCUGCUGCGGCACCAGGCUGCGGCGCACGGCGCCCCGCGCCCCGGCUACGCCUGCGACGUCUGCGGCAAAGCCUACGCCGCCCCGCAGAGCCUCCUGCGGCACCGGCAGCUCCACGCCGCCUACCCCGGCGUGCCCAAAGCCUUCCCUGCCGGCGGCAAGGCGCUGCCAACGGGGAAGAGCUUCGGGUGCGGGGUGUGCGGGCGCUGCUUCGGGCGCCGCGAGACGCUGAAGCGCCACGAGCGCAUCCACACCGGGGAGAAGCCGCACCAGUGCGCCGUGUGCGGGAAGCGCUUCCGCGAGUCCUUCCACCUGAGCAAGCACCACGUGGUGCACACGCGCGAGCGGCCCUACAAGUGCGAGCUGUGCGGCAAGGCCUUCGGCUACCCGCAGAGCCUCACCCGCCACAAGCAGAUCCAUCGCCUGCCCGGCGCCGGCGCCGCCGACGGGCUCAGCUACGGCUGCGCCGAGUGCGGCGAGCGCUUCCCGGACCUGCUGCGCGCCGUGGGCCACAAGGAAGCGCACGCCGCCGACAAGCCCUACGGCUGCGACGCCUGCGGCAAAGCCUUCGGCUUCCUGGAGAGCCUCAUGUGGCACAAACUGAGCCACCAACCGGCGCCCGAGCGGCUGCUGCCGGCGACGCCGGAGCCGCCCGAGCCGCCGCCGUUGGUGCCGAGCGCCGAGCGCUUCACGUGCGCGCGCUGCGGGCGCAGCUUCCGCCGCUUCCUAGCGUUGGUGACGCACAAAUACCGGCACCUGCCGGCGCCGCGGCGGGCCCCGGCCUGCUCCGAGUGCGGGCGGCGCUUCCCGGGCGCCUUCGAGCUCUUACGGCACCGGCGGCGGCACCGGACCCGCUGCCGCGCCUGCGGGCGGCGCUUCUGGGCCGCGGCGCUGCUGCGGCGGCACCGGCGCCGGUGCCCCGGCGAGGAGCGGCCGUUGGCGUGCGGCGCCUGCGCCCGGCGCUUCCGGCACCGCUGGGCCUUGCGCCGGCACCGCCUGGUGCACGCGGCCGCCCGCGCCUUCAAGUGCGCCCUGUGCCGGCGACGCUUCGCGGCGCCCGCGGCCCUCGGCGAGCACCAGCGCCUGCAGCACGGAGCCGGGGCCCGGCGGCGGCGGUGCCGCGCUUGCGGGUGCCGGUUCCGGUACCGCCGGAACCUCCUGGAGCACCGGCGCGGGCACCACGGCGCCUACGGCUGCGAGCGCUGCGGGAAGAGCUUCUUCCAUCUGGCCUGCGCUCUCGGGCACCGGAGCUGCCGGCGCCGGCGCCGGGCACCGCGGAGGAGCCGGGGCGUGGGGGGCAAGGGGAGGGGAUACAUGGGUCAACAUGGGCUAACGUUGGAUACAUGGGUAAACAUGGGCUUCCACGUGUGGUACAUGGGUCAACAUGGGCUCACCUGUGAUACAUGGGUCAACAUGGGCUAA